This is a messenger RNA of Anopheles coluzzii, 2904 nucleotides long. RefSeq names its product putative transporter svop-1. The record is from RefSeq and is a predicted model, not a curated record. Bases 1219 to 2733 code for a protein of 504 amino acids. Gene Ontology annotation, molecular function: transmembrane transporter activity. The transcript has 6 exons. NCBI's taxonomy places the organism in Eukaryota, Metazoa, Arthropoda, Insecta, Diptera, Culicidae. Gene Ontology annotation, biological process: transmembrane transport.
CAAAGACACACACAGAAAUUUGAGAGAAAAACUGGCACGAGCUUAACAGAACAUGGAACCCGGAAUGAAACAUAGAAAUAUAAAUUAAAAAGUGUGCUCAUUUUACAAGUAAAACAGAUUCAGAUUUGAAAGUGAAUAAAAAGAACAUAUCUAAGGAAAUACAGCCGGUCCCUGAGAUACACGGUUAAUGGGGACCGUAAACGGCCGCAAAAUACCGCGUAUCUCGAAUUUCCGCGUCAGUCGAAUUUCGUGAUUUCCAGGCUAAAUAUAACUAAUUUUCGUGUAACUUUGCAAGCAGGGUCUUAGCCUAAACUUAGUAAACUUAGCCACUUAAUUAAUUAUUUGAUAUUAUUCUGUCUGAAUUUAACAGUUUUAAACCUUUUGAAUUAGUUUUAAACAUUCGAUUAAAAGCGAAAUUAUAUGGUAUAUGACAAUUGACGUGUCCAAUCAGUACAAAUUACUCAAAGAACUGUCGAAUUUAGAAAACCACGUAUAAGAGGUAUCGUGUAUCUCGGGGACUAUCUGUACACAGGUUUACCUUUAAAUUUACGCCAGGAUAGAUUUAUUUCAUUAGCGCAAUAAGCACUGACUUAUUAUUAACAUCGAUUUAUUUAACUGUAUCUGAAAUUUAUUACUUUUAAUAAACCAGAUUUUUUCUAAACAUUUCUUAUGGAAAAAAACAAGUUCCCUUAAUACAUACUAUUGCAUGUGCAUAUGCAUGUUUGCAUUUAAAAGCGCGUGUUUAAGUUGAUAUUAACAUUUAUAAUCAAGUAUACAUUCGUACUGUCACAACGACAAACAUUACUAACGUGCGUUACAGGAAGUUGACGACAUGCUUCCGUAUUCCGUUUUGUGUUUUCUAGAGAUUAAGCUAAGUAACUACUGUCUUUCUUAUCGCAUCAGUCAGCAACAAGCGGUGCACACAUGGCCUAUUAUUUGAUCUUAAGAAACUUAAUUUAAGUUACUGGAUACGAUCGUUUAGUCUUUAGAUAUCUUGGAAACCCUGUGCUGUGUAGUCGACGUAUACUUGUGUAGUGUGCUGCAUUUUGUGAAUGCAGUAUUGUGCUCUCUGAUUACUGUACCUAUUUUAGUGAGACCAUAUCUCGAACUAUCGCGGUUGAGGCAGUGACUGAAUGCCAUACUAUAAUCAACAAUCAGAAAGUUGGUCUUGAAGAUAUUUCUUCUCCGGUGUUUACCAUCGAUAGCAACAAAGUAUCAAUGCCGGAUAUUGCAGGAAAGACUUAUACUUUUGACGAAGUGAUAGAUAUUAUAGGUUUUGGUCAAACCACAUUGCAGAUCUUUAUAGCUUCUUCUAUAAUAAUGAUGGCAGUCUUGAAUGAAACAAUGGGUAUUUCAAUAGUAAUUCCAGCGGCACAGUGCGAUCUUAAUCUAUCGGCCACUGAUAAAGGCAUAUUGACUGGAGUAAGUUUUGCUGGCAUUAUCGUUUCGUCACACUUCUGGGGUUAUAUUGCAGAUACAAAAGGUCGCCGUAGGACGCUAAUCGUGUCACUGCUGUUAACCGCAGUCUGUUCUCUGGUGUCCAGUUUAUCCAUCAACUACACAAUGAUGGUGGUUAUGCGCUUUCUGGUGGGAGUUUUCAUUUCUGCACCGUCGGCUACCAUAUUCGCUUAUCUGGGAGAAUUUUUCAAAACAGCAAACCGUACCCUGGUAAUAACUUAUGCAAGCACUGCAGUGGGACUGUCUGCCGUUUUUACAGCAACUGCUGGAUGGUAUGUGCUAUCGUUGCACUGGAUGCUAGAUAUUCCCGGGACGGAACUCACUAUAAAACCGUGGCGUCUCUUGUUUUUUGUGUACACCAUACCCACGUUGAUAGGAGCAUUUUGGUUAAUGAUUCUUCCUGAAAGUCCAAAGUUUUACCUUUCGCGUGGACGAGAAUCGGAAGCAUUCGAGAUUUUGUUGCGGUUGUAUCUAGAGAAUCAUCCCCAUGCAGCCGUGGAUGAUUUUGCCGUUAAACAUAUAGCGCCUGAAGCGGGACAAAAAGAUCGCAGUACGUCACUCAAAAGGACCGGUAGUUGCUGGAAAGUUGCGUGUAGCGUAUGGAACCAAACGGUUCCACUCUUUCAGAAACAGAACGUUAUUAACUUCGUCAUUUGUUGCGUGGUGCAAUUUGGACUGUUUGUAGUUUCAGCUGGAAUGGGGCUUUGGUUUCCAGAUAUAAUUAAUCGUCUAACUACAACAAACGUUUCAGAUAUUUCUGUCUGCGAAGCACUCGAAGUAUCAGCAAACCCUGGCUACAUAUUAAAUGCUGAGACAAUCAUCGAUGAAGCGUGCAAUGACAAUAUCAAUGAACGUGUGUUCAUCUACGCUAUUAGUUUGGGUAUAUUGUAUACAGUGGUGUAUCUAGCUAUGUCGGUACUAAUGCGCAAGCUAGGACGUAAGUGUUUGGUAGCAUUCAAUUUAUUCUUUUCCGGAUGUUCUGGGAUUGUGUUGCAGUUUGUAGCCAACCCAUACAUCACUAUUGCACUGUUUUGUUCGUUUUUGGUAUUUGCUGGUACAUCAAUUUCUAUUCUUAACGGCGCAACUGUAUCAAUAUUUCCAACGAAUGUUCGUGCGAUGGCCGUUUGUUUGAGCCUGAUGAUGGGACGGCUAGGCAGUGUUUUCGGAAGUAACCUAGUGGGACUUAUCUUGGAGGAAAACUGUACGCUAACAUUUUAUCUAUUUGCCAGCGGUUCAAUUAUCUGCGCCGUUCUAACAUUAUUUUUGCCCAGUUAAUAGACACUUUAGCUUUAAGCAACGAACGAUCUAAUAUGUUUGUCAAUUGUAGCACUAAAAGUAAUGAAAAAUAUUGCACCUUAGUGUUAAUUUUAUAUUCAGAAGGAACGACUUCAGCCGUAUUGCUUAGUGACAAAUUUGUGUAGUAAAACAACCCAAUUUGAAUAGACG